UCGCGCCACGCCACCGCUAGAGCCCGGGUGAAGAUGGCGGCAGCUGUUCUUAGCGGGCCGUCUGCGGGCUCCGCGGCUGGGGUUCCCGGCGGGACCGGGGGUCUCUCGGCGGUGAACUCGGGCCCGCGUCUCCGCCUGCUUCUGCUGGAGAGCGUGUCGGGGUUGCUACAGCCGCGAGCUGGGUCCACCGUUUCUCCUGUGCACCCCCCAGUCCGCUCGGUCCCACAUUUGCCGGGGCUCAUGUGCCUAUUGCGGCUACAUGGGACGGUGGGCGGGGCCCAGAACCUUUCAGCUGUUGGCGCAUUGGUGGGUCUCAGUAAUGCACGUCUUGGUUCUAUCAAAACUCGGUUUGAGGGCCUGUGUCUGCUGUCCCUGCUGGUGGGGGAGAGCCCCACAGAGAUGUUCCAGCAGCACUGUGUGUCCUGGCUUCGGAGCAUUCAGCAGGUCUUGCAGUCCCAGGACCCGCCCCCCACAAUGGAGCUGGCCGUGGCUGUGCUGGGGGACCUGCUCCGCUACGCGGCCCAGCUCCCCACACUCUUCCGGGACAUCUCCAUGAACCACCUCCCUGGCCUUCUCACCUCCCUGCUGGGCCUCAGACCGGAGAGUGAGCUCUCAGCACUGGAAGGAAUGAAGGCUUGUAUGACCUAUUUCCCUCGGGCGUGUGGGUCUCUCAAAGGCAAGCUGGCCUCAUUUUUCCUGUCUCGGGUGGAUGCCUUGAGCCCUCAGCUCCAGCAGUUGGCCUGUGAGUGUUACUCCCGGCUGCCCUCUCUAGGGGCUGGCUUCUCCCAGGGCCUGAAGCACACGGACAGCUGGGAGCAGGAGCUGCACAGCCUGCUGGCCUCUCUGCACAGCCUGCUUGGGGCCCUGUAUGCGGGGGCGGACACGGCUCCUGUGCAGUACGAAGGCCCUGGGGUGGAGACGCUGCUCUCCCCCUCAGAAGAUGGCGACGCCCAUGUCCUUCUCCGGCUUUGGCAGAGGUUUUCCGGGCUGGCCCGCUGCCUGGGGCUCAUGCUCAGCUCUGAGUUCGGGGCUCCCGUGUCCGUCCCCGUGCAGGAAAUCCUGGAUCUUAUCUGCCGGACCCUCAGCGUCAGUGCCAAGAACAUCAGUUUGCUUGGAGAUGGUCCCCUGCGGUUGCUGCUGCUGCCCUCCCUCCACCUGGAAGCCUUGGACCUGCUCUCUGCACUCAUCCUCGCGUGCGGAGGCCGGCUCUUGCGCUUUGGGGCCCUGAUCAACCGCCUGCUUCCCCAGGUUCUCAAUGCCUGGAGCAUUGGGAGGGACAGCCUCUCUCCGGGCCAGGAGAGGCCUUACAGCACCAUGCGGACCAAGGUGUACGCUGUCCUGGAGCUGUGGGUGCAGGUGUGUGGGGCCUCGGCAGGAGUGCUUCAGGGGGGAGCCUCGGGUGAGGCCCUGCUCACCCACCUGCUCAGUGACAUCUCCCCGCCGGCUGAUGCCCUCAAACUGCGCAGUCCCCGGGGGAGCCCUGAUGGGGGUUUGCAGACCGGGAAGCCCAGCGCCCCCAAGAAGCUAAAGCUGGAUAUGGGGGAGGCUAUGGCCCCGCCCAGCCACCGGAAAGGGGACAGCAAUGCCAACAGUGACGUGUGUGCAGCUGCGCUGAGAGGCCUCAGCCGGACCGUCCUCAUGUGCGGACCUCUCAUCAAGGAGGAGACUCACAGGAGACUGCAUGAUCUGGUCCUCCCACUGGUCAUGGGCAUCCAGCAGGGCGAGGUCCUAGGCAGCUCCCCGUAUACCAGCUCGCGCUGCCGCCGGGAACUCUACCGCCUGCUGCUGGCUCUGCUGCUGGCGCCUUCUCCUCGCUGCCCGCCUCCUCUCGCCUGUGCCCUGCAGGCCUUCUCCCUGGGCCAGAGAGAAGACAGCCUUGAGGUCUCCACUUUCUGCUCAGAAGCACUGGUGACCUGUGCAGCUCUGACCCAUCCCCGGGUUCCUCCCCUGCAGACCAUGGGCCCUGCCUGCCCCACCCCUGCCCCAGUUCCCCCUCCUGAGGCUCCAUCUCCAUUCAGGGCUCCAGCUUUUCAUCCCCCAGGCCCCAUGCCCUCGGUGGGUCCCAUGCCCUCGGCGGGCCCCAUGCCCUCGGCGGGCCCCAUGCCUUCCCCAGGCCCUGUGCCCCCAGCGGGCCCCAUGGCCUCAGUGGGCCCCAUGCCCCCGGCACGUCCUGGACCUCCAGCCACAGCCAACCACUUAGGUCUCUCCGUCCCAGGCCUGGUGUCUGUAUCCCCCCGGCUCCUUCCUGGCCCUGAGAACCACCGGGCAGGCUCAAAUGAGGAUGCCGUCCUUGCCCCUAGUGGCACUCCUCCACCUGCUAUACCCCCAGAUGAGACUUUCGGGGGAAGGGUGCCUAGACCAGCCUUUGUCCACUAUGAUAAGGAGGAGGCAUCCGAUGUGGAGAUUUCCUUGGAAAGCGACUCUGAUGACAGUGUGGUGAUCGUGCCUGAGGGGCUGCCGCCCCCACCCCCCUCGGGUACCACACCCCCGCCUGCAGCCCCGGUCGGGCCCCAAACAGCCUCCCCUCCUGUGCCAGCCAAGGAGGAGCCAGAAGAGCUGCCUGCGGCCCCGGGGCCUCUCCCUCCGCCGCCUCCCCCUCCUGUUCCUGGCCCUGUGGCACUCCCACCACCCCAGCUGGUCCCUGAAGGGACUCCCAGUGGCGGAGGACCCCCAGCCCUGGAAGAAGACUUGACAGUUAUUAACAUCAACAGCAGUGAGGAGGAGGAGGAGGAGGAGGAGGAGGAGGAGGAGGAAGAAGAGGAGGAGGAGGAGGAUUUUGAGGAGGAGGAGGAGGAGGAGGAAGAGUAUUUUGAGGAGGAAGAAGAAGAAGAAGAGUUUGAGGAGGAGUUUGAGGAAGAGGAAGGUGAGUUAGAGGAGGAAGAAGAGGACGAGGACGAGGAGGAAGAGGUGGAAGAGGUGGAGUUCGGCCCGGCGGGCGGGGAGGUGGAAGAAGGAGGGCCUGCACCCCCAAGCCUGCCUCCAGCUCUGCCCCCCACCGCGUCCCCCAAGGUGCAGCUGCAGCCAGAACCGGAACCCGGGCUGCUGCUGGAAGUGGAGGAGCCGGGGGCUGAGGAGGGGCCUGGGGCCGAGACGGCCCCCACACUGGCCCCUGAGGUGCUCCCCUCCCAAGGGGAGGUGGAGAGGGAAGGGGGGAGCCCCCCUGCAGUGCCACCUCCUCAGGAGCUUGUUGAAGAGGAGCCCUCUGUGCCCCCAACCCUGCUGGAAGAGGGGGCUGAGGGUGGGGGUGACAAGGUACCACCCCCACCAGAGGCAUCUUCAGCAGAAGAGAUGGAGACAGAGGCGGAGGUGGCAGUUCUCCAGGAAAAGGAGCAGGAUGACACAGCUGCCAUGCUGGCUGACUUCAUUGAUUGCCCCCCUGAUGAUGAGAAGCCACCACCUGCCACAGAGCCUGAUUCCUAGCCCUCUCCCACACCUUCCACUCUUCGUUUCCAAUAAAGUUAUGUCCUUGGAUAGCGACCGCUGCUUCUGCCUUUUGCCACCACAGUGUCCCCAGCCAGAAGCCCAAAUGUCUGCUGGGCUUGUCCUGUACCCAUAGUGUUUCCCAAACGUGUCCAUGGCUGUCCUGUUAGCUCCACCGUCCAGAAGAGGAGCCACUGACUUACAGGGGUAAGGGCCUGUCCUGUUGCUCAGCAAGUCAGUGUGACAAGUGUCGAAUUUUUGCCUGGUGCUCUUGCUGAUGCUAAGUGUGUGCUGGGUUGCCUGGAGAAGGAGAAGGAAGUAGCCCUGCUUCUGUUAGUAAUCCAGGUGUGGGAGUAUGUGGGAAAUUUAUGGGAUUAAGUGUCCUAGUGAGUGAACCUGUGUAAACACACAUACAGCCCCUUGGUCUCAAGGAGCAGGCUAAGUGACUGUGAUGGAACUUUAGAAAAUUACAGUAAAGUACA
Molecule: messenger RNA, 3902 nt
Organism: Mesoplodon densirostris (Blainville's beaked whale)
Lineage: Eukaryota; Metazoa; Chordata; Mammalia; Artiodactyla; Ziphiidae
Gene: PELP1
Product: proline, glutamate and leucine rich protein 1
Exons: 17
Coding region: 34-3420 (1128 amino acids)
Biological process (GO): rRNA processing
Cellular component (GO): nucleus
Source: RefSeq, a predicted model, not a curated record